Gadus morhua (Atlantic cod) is the source of this 2240-nucleotide messenger RNA. It is a transcript of the gene grb7, whose product is annotated as growth factor receptor bound protein 7. Gene Ontology annotation, biological process: signal transduction. NCBI's taxonomy places the organism in Eukaryota, Metazoa, Chordata, Actinopteri, Gadiformes, Gadidae. The transcript is spliced from 15 exons. The coding region runs from base 142 to 1833 and encodes 563 amino acids. The record is from RefSeq and is a predicted model, not a curated record.
ACCUUCACCUGUCCUGUCGAAAGUUGUCCGCUGCACACGACGCUCCUCCCCGCAGGUUUUUUUUAGCCUCCAAUAAAACCGAACUCUAGCUAUCCACUUAAGAGGAAUUCUACUCGUCCUGUGGCUACAAACAUUGGAGAAAUGUUGAUGGUCCAAACAACCACAGGCGACAUGACGGCGGUGGCCGGGCCCUGGGAGGAGUUGAUGGAGGGGGAAGACGACAGCUACCUGUCCGGCUCCACCAUGACCCUUGACCUCCUGGACGAUGAACCCCCUGCCUUACGUCACCUCGAGCCACGCCACCUGACCCACUCCCAGCCAAUCACCAUCAGCCCUGCCAGGGUCAAAGCUGAUGAGGGCCGGUGGUCCUCCUCCUUGCCCACCAUACCCAAUCCCUUCCCAGAGCUGUGUAGCCCCCCCCAAUCCCCUGUGGUGAUUGGCUCAGUCCCACCAUCGGCAAGCGACAAACAUCUGAUCAGGGUGUUUGGGGAGGACAGCUACAGCCGGUCUCUGUGGGUGUCUCGUGGGGCUACAGCCAAGGAGGUGUGCCAUCUGCUGGUACAGACAGCUCACUGCAGCGACCAGGAGAGCUGGGCCCUCAUCGAGUUCCACCCCUCACGUGGCCUUGAGCGAUGUCUGGAGGACCAUGAGAUGGUUCUGCAAGUCCAGACCUCCUGGUCCAUCAAGGCUGACGCCAAGCUGCUGUUUCGGAAGAACUACGCCAAGUACGAGUUCUUCAGAACCCCCGCUCUCUUCUUCCCAGAGGCCAUGAUCUCUGACAGCGCAGACGCCUCCCACGGCAUCAAGUCCUCCGAACUCAUCGAGACCCUGCUGCGGUCGGGUUCGUGUCCGGAGAUCCAGGGCUUCCUGCAGGUGAAGGAGCCCAGCCGCCGCGCCUGGAAGAGGGUCUACUUCCUGCUGCGUCGCUCCGGCCUCUACUCCUCCACCAAGGGAUCCUCCAAGGAGCCUCGCCACCUCCAGUGUGUAGCAGACCUGGGCCAGCUCAGUGUCUUCCAGGUGGUGAACGGUCGUCGGCUGUACGGAGCGCCCAGCAACUACACCUUUUGUAUCAAGCCUGCCAGAGAGCCUGUGCACACUCGUGGUCUGAAGCUGCUCUGUGCCGAGACUGAAGAGGCUCGCACCUGCUGGACCUCCGCCUUCAGGCUCUUCAAGUAUGGGAAACAGCUUCAUUCUAACUUCCAGUUCUCAAAGUCAGCUGCUCAGUGGUCCAACGACCGGACAGAAACCAGACUGAGGGGCUCCGACGCCAGCCUGGUUGCCAUGGAUUUCUCGGGCAGCGCGGGGCGAGUGAUCAGCGCCAGCGAAGCCAAGAGUGUUGAGCGAGAGGAGGGGCAGAGCUGGAGGAGAAGAGAAGCCCUCCUGGGCAACCUGGCCGGCCGGGCCCCAGGCCUCAGACCAGACUCUGGGGCUCCAGGGGCCGGCGGAGCCAGAGGGGCUGGAGGAACCAAAGGGACCUCAGCCAGCCAAGGGGCCCGGCCCUCUUCCAUCCACAGGGGUCACCCAUGGUUCCAUGGGGGUGUCUCCAGAAGGGAGGCCGAAAGGCUGGUGGAGGAGCAGGGUCUGGUGGAUGGUAUGUUCCUGAUCCGGGAUAGUCAGCAGCAAGCCCUUUGCUUUGUUCUCUCUCUGUGUCACAAACUCAAGACGAAACACUACUUGGUCAUACCGUGUGAGGAAGGAGGCCGCCAGUACUACUCCAUGGACGACGGGGUGACGGUGUUUGCUGACCUGCUGCAGCUGGUGGAGUUCCACCAGAUCAACCGCGGAAUCCUCCCCGUCUGCCUCAAACACCCCUGUGUGGGUGUAGCACUUUGACCUCUACCCCGCCCUCUAGCUUAACCUCCACCCUCCAGCACCACCUCCAGCCUGUAACACCACCUCCACCAUCGGUUCCAAACUCAAGCUCCAUCUCUGCCUUCACCACCACACCUCCACCCUCCAGCUCCACCUCCAGCAUUGGUUCCAAACUCAAUCUCCACCUAUACUACCACCAUCACACCUCCACCCUCUAACCUUUAACUCCAUUUCAACCUCCAACCUUUAGCUCCAUCUCCAACCCAACCCCCACCCUCUAGAUCCAGCUCCACACUCACUCCACUGCCACCCCAAUAUUUACCAGAAUCACUGUCACUAUCUCCAGGGAUAUGUAUAAAUGUGUGUAUAUAUGAUCCUCUUCGACCAGAAACCUGGAACAGGAAGUAACCCAAACACUUUUUUACACG